This is a messenger RNA of Paramuricea clavata, 3666 nucleotides long. Lineage: Eukaryota; Metazoa; Cnidaria; Anthozoa; Malacalcyonacea; Plexauridae. The record is from the annotation of a GenBank genome assembly.
GGCCAGUUUCGCCGCCAUCUUGGAAAAUAUUUUUGAAAAAUUAUCUCGAAGGUCAAUGAACUUUGUGUGCGUGUUAUGUUAGCUAAAAAUAUGUCGUUUUGAGCGUUAUACUGGCCAACACUCUUCGCAAUCAAACAAGAGAAGUCUACACUAUCAGAUAAAAACAUAUCGAGCGACUGGGAAAGCAAGAAAUGGCGCAAUUUACAAUGCAGGUAAUUCAUCAUAAAAUAUUGCAUUAGUAUUUGCCUUGUUACACUUGAAUUUCUGCGCUUAUUUAACACGGAGUAGGAUAUAUACCAUGAGAAAUAGUGUUACAAACAAGUUACAUACUUGGCAAAACUUUUCUGCCUUUUGCUUUGGCUCAAAAUGCACUACGCGUGGUAAUACACGGUAUUGUUUAUAGUCAUGAGAUUGUGUUUACCCAGCCAAUGACGUCAGAUAAUGUAUUUUGUGGCAUAAAUUAGCAUACGCGCUUAUUUUCAAAAUGGCGGACAACUGUUCAAAUUUUCUCAAAUUCAAUCAAAUUUUCUCAGCAACUAAACGCGACAAACCGGCCAAAAUAUGAAAUUAAAUAUUCCGUAAGUAUACCUAAUAGAUACAAGUAAUAAAAAUUUUGGUUGCCAAUGUCCUUUAAUGAAAAUUUUGAACUCAACAAGUCUAGACAAAAAUUUCAUCACAGCUUCAAAGAGCAUCACAAAAUUAGUAAUAUUCCAAAGUUUCGUUGCGAAAUGUUGUAAAAUGCGGAUAAUAUAGCCUUGUGAAAUUUGCAAUUUUCAGUCAUUUUAUAUUACAAACGGGAAAUGGUUACCACUUCCGUGCGUAAUACAAAAUGACUGAAAAUUAUAAACUUCGCAAGGCUAUAUUAUCCGCAUUUUACAACAUUUUGCAACGAAACUUUGGAAUAUUACUAAUUUUGUGAUGCUCUUUCAAGCUUUGAUGGAAUUUUGUCUAUAGACUUGUUGAGAUCAAAAUUUUGGUUAAUGGACCAUUUGCAUUAUAGACUAAAAUUUGAUCUAGGCAAAAAUUUCAUCACAGCUUGAAAGAGCAUCACAAAAUUAGUAAUAUUCCAAAGUUUCGUUGCGAAAUGUUGUAAAAUGCGGAUGAUAUAGCCUUGCGAAAUUUGCAAUUUUCAGUCAUUUUGUAUUACAAACGAGAAAUUGAUGCCCCAACACCCGAUUGGGCUGUCAAUUUCCCGUGCGUAAUACAAAAUGACUUAAAAACGGCAAACUUCGCAUGGCUAUAUUAUCCCCAUUUUACAACAUUUCGCAACGAAACUUUGGAAUAUUACUAAAUUUGUGAUCCUCUUUCAAGCUGUGAUGAAAUUUUUGUCUAGAUCAAAAUUUAGUCUAUAAUGCAAAUGGUCCAUUGGGGAUUGGUCCAUUGCUUGUAUUUUCAGGUAGUUGUAUAUCUCUAUCAAUCCGCAGCUUUCUUACUCGCACUAUCCACACUGACACAGACCGUUCGCAAAAUAUAACACUUUGAGUGCACAUAAGAUAAUGCUUCAAUGUCGAAACUGGCAAUUCAUUAUAAGAGACUGGAACGUUGAUAGGAUAAUAUUGUCGGCCUUGACAAUAUCAUACCUCAGUACAUUGUUUCAUAUGCAUAAACCAAUUCGGGGUGCGUUUAUUGAGCUAUAGUUCUGUUACGGAGCUAGUUCUGUUACGUUUAUUGAGCUAGUUCUGUUACGGAGACAUUCCAAGCUCUAGAUUAACAACAUAAAGGUGUGAUGAGUCUUCCAACUAUAGUUUAACUCAAAAUAGAAUACAUAAUAGUGUUGGAACAGCUGUAGCCAGGAUUGGGUGACUGCUAGCGCUCAUGAACAACCUCGUUUGAUUCAGACUUAAGAUUUAUUAAUACACCCUUCAAGGAAGUAUAACAUUUUUGGCAAUAGAGCCUCGUUUUCGUAUAUGUGAGAAUAGUUCAAUCCAAGCGUCUCACUCACGAAAACGAGGCUCUAUAGCCAAAGUGACGUAGUUUCCGGAAGCGUGUAUUGUCUUGCAAGUUCAUGUUAGUGGGCUGAAUGAAAUAUUAUUAAGUCUAUUUUACGGUGGAGGAUUUGCUGUAUUUAGAUAUGACAAAGUGUCUCUGCCAUUUAGGGAUACAGAUGUCACAAGCGUAAAAAGUGUUUCCCUAAUCCGAAAAGGUACGUAAAAUGUUUUGAAAUACAUGGUUAUACUAAUUCAAAAAAAAACAUGAGAAAGAUUUUGUUGUCGAUGGAUUGUGGUUAAAAUGUAGUUUUAUGCUGUAUGGUGAACUAUUGGGUCGUUCCGUAACUGCUCAUAAAAGCUAUUCUCAGAGGAUUUUUUCUUGAAUGAAGCAAUCUCAGUGUUCUAAACACAGAAACAUGAAAUAAAGUUAUUGAUAAUCUCUCUUUCGCAAGUAGGAAUUGUAUAAGGCUCAAUCUUUCGACCACCGAGACCAUUGUAGCCAAGUAAAACAGUUUACUGAGGGAAGAUAGUUGAACUUGAAACAGCCAUAUGAUGGCAAGAUUAUUUUUAAUAGUAAGUCAAUAUCACCACAAAACACAUGCACAAGUCAACGUAUACUUAAUACAAAACUGACGUGCAAGAGUAAAAAUUACAUCAGACAAACUAUGAACAACACAUGAACAACAUAUGAUGUUAUUCGAAAGGCAUUUUUCAUCGGCGGUUGAUUUCUUCCCAUCUGGUUUCAUGAAAACAGACCUUAAACAGAAUGCGAUUGUGUUGCUUCUUUAAAAUAUUGUUCAAUAAAGAUAAUAGGUGAUAAUAGGAAGAUAAGAGGAUAAUAGGUGAUAAUAGGAGGAUAAUAGGUGAUACUGUUUUCUUUCAGAUGGUUGAUUUUCUUUCUUCCUGGGUUUGUUCUGGCUUCGAUUGCUGUUGGUAUUUACACAGGUCUUGAAACAACAGCUAACUACAAGUAUCUUCACAGUAUUUGGCAUAUUUCUAUUGCGUUAUGUAUACCACUAUUUCUACCUACAGUAAGCGGGAAACCAAAGUUAUAUGUGGACUACCAUCAGGUCAAUAGUGAUGAGAGCUUUCGCGACAGUGAUGAAUCAUUUUUACUGAGUGUGCGUAAUACCACUGACCACAAUGACGGACAAGUGCCUGAAUCUGAGGAGAUACCUUUCCCACAACUUAUUACCUGAACUGAUUAUGUCUUAGGUUUUACAUAAAUGUCACAAAUGUGCACUUGAGCUAUCGUGAAAAUCGAGAGAACUUGUGUGUAUUAGGGAUUGAACAUCCAUAGCAAAUUAUUUCACCGUAAAUCCUUUCUAAUACUAUAAGCUCCUCCCCUCCCCACCCCCGCUUUCCGAGCAUACCAUUAUACAUUGAGGGCCUUGUUUAUCAGCUUGCCCUGUUUUAGUGGUAACCCUCAUUAAAAAAAGUUGUUCAUUCAUUCAUACGCACAGCUUCAAAUUUGUUAUUUCUUUAUGAAAUGUAUUCAUUCGUCAGUUCCUACAUGAUGUUUAAAUAUUCUCCUUUAAAAAAAAUCGAGGCUAUGCUUGUGCAUAGUCUAUUGAAGGGAAGAUGGCUGUGAAACUCAUUAGAAUAACAAUAAAACUCAUUAUCUAUGUUAGUCAACGUUUAUUCAUAAAAUCUGGUCCUUCACCGUCACGUGUGUAUUGUAUUUUUACCCAACUAACCAAUAGCAAUGUUUUAGGAAACUCACCUAUCCCUGACUCGA